AUGGCUACCACUCUAUCGACGACCAGUGUGACCACGUCAACGACUACCCGCCGUCCGCUGCGCAUAGCCAACCGGCGGAGACCGACAGCGACUACCAGGAUCACCACCACGCCUACGACCACCACCCCUAACCCAAUUACCACUGCCCAACCGACUACCGCCUCGCCUACCACAGGCCAAGCAACAACCAUUGAAGAUAUCUUGGAUGUUGAACCAUUACAGGAUAUAGGGGAUACAGAUGCUAUUGAAGAACCAAAUCAAGAACAACGUGGAACAAGAAAGAAUAACAAAGUACGUCGUCCUUUAGUGACUUUAAAGGAGUCGCCGGGAGACCAGAAUCCGUCAGCGACAAACGAAGAGGAGAACAAGAGACAGAGCAAGAAAUACAGUUCAAGUUUCAAACAGAAUCAAUUGGACGACCUACUCAAGUUGAAGAGCAGGGACCUGGAAACCACCACUGAAUUCAAAACGACUGCUGUUGAAGACUUCAACGCAGAAACGGCAUUAGCAAUAGCCGCUCACCAGCUCUUCAGCGCGCCACUGCCGGUCUCACAGAACUAUGACGACGAAGCUAAGACCACAAGAACAACGCAAUCAUUCAAAUACACCAGCCCUCAGUUCAACCAGUUCACGGACAAGACACCUUACGAGGAGUAUCCUAGCACGCCCACACUUAGAGACACAGUAUCUAACGUAGAUUUCAAACAAACGACAAAUCCGGACACCAGAAUAACACAAUAUGAAACAACAAGAACAACAGACUUCCAAGUUACGAAUCCGUCAAUAAACACGUUCGCUGGUUAUUCGACUCUGUCGACCACCUCGGAUUCCAGUGAACUAACUUCGGUUUACGAGCCCAAGUCAACGGGGACUUUAGCCAGAGCCAACGAAGAGACCAGGACACCGUCCACUAACAUCCGUUUUAACGUCCCCGAAGGAUUCACGUCGCGCUACACGACCGGUUAUACCACAACUGAUUUCGAGCCGAGCUUAACCACGAGCUUUGAAACGCAGAGGCCCAAGUAUGUCCCCGCCAGAGCCUCAACGUUCGGAUACUCUACGUUGACGACGGAGAACUCUCGCGAAUCUACGACGGAAUUCGAAACACCCAAAACGGGCCGUGCCAGAUAUCGGCCCACCACCACCACUGAUUCAAGCGAGACUCCUCCCGGUGUUGUCACUGUCGUGGGCAGAGGCUCAGGUAGAUACUCAAGCACACCAUACCCGGCCAUAACGAAUGAGUACCUCGAAACGACUCGUGGUAUUUUUGAGGACCCAACCGAUUUCACUUCGCCCAAAGUUUCGACUUUCGCUAGUCCGAUCCCUACUGGCUUCACUUCGAGGCAGAGGAUUUCGUCUCCUAGUGUUGUAAAUGCAGGGUACACUGGAGUGUCUCCGAGGUCUUCCAGUAGAAGUCCAGGGUCUAGCGAGAAGUACGGCACAGAGAAUUAUGGUUAUUCGACGGUGACUUACUCUCCGGCCAGUCGAGAGCCUUCGUUCUUUACGAGGGAUUAUCUUCUGGAGUCACCUGUGACUAAGACUUAUGAUGAAGAAUACCAGUACCUAACGCCUGUAACGACGCCGAAACCAAGAAAAGUGUUCAGAAAGAAGAUCCAACGUAGAAUAACUACGACAGCCCGGCCCACCACUUCCACCACGGUCAAACCGUCCACUCCGGUCCGACCCAGGACCACCACUGAGCUGUACGAGAAGAUAUCCAGAGCCCCAGUGAGGACUUACAGGCCCAUUGUGAAUUAUGAUUAUUAUGAUGACAGCGACGAGAAAGUAGCCAACCGGUACGCCGAGGGUACGAAGGUGAUUCUACACGAGAAAGGUACAAUCGAAUGCUUAGAUGUGGGUAACUUCCCUCACCCGACCUCCUGUAAGAAGUUCAUAUCGUGUGCGCGUAUGGAAGGAGAGACAAUCGUAGCCUGGGAGUACAUAUGUCCUAAAGGCCUUAGCUUCGAUCCCGUCGGCGGUAUAUGUAAUUGGUCAGCGGGCCUGGGUUGUGAUGAGAAGGAUGUUUAA
Bombyx mandarina (wild silkworm) is the source of this 2028-nucleotide messenger RNA. Its product is annotated as cell wall protein DAN4-like. NCBI's taxonomy places the organism in Eukaryota, Metazoa, Arthropoda, Insecta, Lepidoptera, Bombycidae. The record is from RefSeq and is a predicted model, not a curated record.